GAUGGAGGAGUCGCCCUCGGACUGCAAGUCGUGGAGGACAGCGCUCCUCGGCGGCGCGCGGAUCCUCCUCGACCGGUAUCUGGGGCGGACGCGCCACCAGCGGCGAGACGACGACGACGCGUUCAUGCAGCGGGCCAGCAGCUCCGUCGAGCUCCGUGAUGGGGCCACGCGCCAGCUGUCCUCGCCGGCCGAGGCGGACGCAGCGCGUGUCGAGGAUGAGGGGGGCUCCUCCGACGGCCGACGCCUGACGACGACGGCGGCGGCGACGACGGGGCCUGAAUUCUCCCUGCCGCCCGUGGAUAGGGGCAAGCAUGCGUGGUUUUUCCUGGUCGCGUGCGUAUUCAUCGAGGCCCUGACAUGGGGGUUCCCUUUUGCCUUUGGCGUCUUUCAAAAGUACUACAGCACCCAUGAGCCCUUUGCCGGCUCGUCGUCCAUCCCCAUCAUCGGCACCUGCGCCAUGGGCAUCAUGUACCUCGACCUCCCGCUCGUCAUGGGCGUGCAGCGUCUCUACCCGCGCUUCAGCCGGUGGUCGCCCGUCAUCGGCCUGCUCAUCAUGUGCCUCUCGCUGGCGGCCUCGUCCUUCUCGCAGAACACGACCCACCUCAUCGUCACGCAGGGCGUCUUGUACGCCCUCGGCGGCUCCAUCUCCUACUGCCCGUGCCUCCUCUACAUGGACGAGUGGUUCGUCAAGCGCAAGGGCCUCGCCUACGGCACCAUGUGGUCCGGCACCGGGCUCGCCGGCUUCGUCCUGCCGCUCGUCCUCGAGUACCUGCUCGGCCGCUGGGGGUUCCGCACCACGCUCCGCGUCUGGGCCGUCGCCCUCUUCGUCCUCACCCUGCCGCUCGCCUACUUCAUCAAGCCGCGCCUGCCCCCGACGGCGACUCGGCACAUUAGGCCGUUUCGGAUGGGCUUCGCGCUGCGCCGUACCUUUGUGCUGCACCAGGCGGCCAACGUGGUCCAGGCGCUGGGCUUCUUCCUGCCGGGCGUCUACCUGCCGACGUAUGCGACCUCGAUCGGCGCCGGCCCGUUCCCCUCGGCGCUGACGAUUCUGCUCGUCAACGUGGCGUCCGUGUUUGGCUGCGCGGCCAUGGGCUCCCUGACGGACCACCUCCACGUCACCACGUGCCUCGUCGUCUCCGCGACGGGCGCCGCGCUCGGCACGUUCCUGCUGUGGGGCUUCGCCACGUCCCUGCCGCUGCUCUUCGUCUACUGCAUCGUCUACGGGCUGUUUGCCGGCUCCUACACGUCGGCGUGGACGGGCAUCAUGCAGCAGAUGACGUCGGAGCCGGGUGCCGCCGGCAACGGCAACGGCGGCGAGGGCCGGCGGCAAGGCGGCACGUUUGACCCGACCAUGGUGCUCGGCGUCCUGUCCACGGGGCGCGGCAUCGGGAGCGUCGUCUCGGGGCCCCUGAGCCAGGUGCUCGUCGACGGGCUCCCCUGGCAGGGCAAGGCGCUCGGCGCGUACGGCUCGGGCUACGGGCCGCUCAUUGCGUUUACGGGGGCGACGGCGGCGAUGAGCGGGACUGUGUUUCUCUGGCGGAAGCUCGGCUGGAUGUGAGCGAAGUGCUGCGACGGUGACUUUAUACAGUCUGUCUGUUUGUAUGUGUGCCUUGCCUAAACCAAAGUGUGUCAUGUACCGAAUUACACUGCAACAUCACAUCGCCCGCGAACACGCUUCCCAGUUAUAGCCUCCCUAAAUAGAUCGAGUCUCAGCGCGUGUGUCGUUAGUUCAGGCCCAGGGCGGUGCGCCUCGACGUGCUAUUGGGGUCGAGGUACGGCCGCUCGCCGAGGCCGACGGCCCUGUUGCCAAACCGGUCGCCCUGGCCGUUGUAGUCGAAGGUGGCGCUGUGGAACACGCUGCGGUUGUCCCAGAUGGC
Molecule: messenger RNA, 1877 nt
Organism: Purpureocillium takamizusanense
Lineage: Eukaryota; Fungi; Ascomycota; Sordariomycetes; Hypocreales; Ophiocordycipitaceae
Exons: 3
Coding region: 2-1558 (518 amino acids)
Biological process (GO): transmembrane transport
Cellular component (GO): fungal-type vacuole membrane
Molecular function (GO): transmembrane transporter activity
Source: RefSeq, a predicted model, not a curated record